Molecule: messenger RNA, 1122 nt
Organism: Octopus sinensis (East Asian common octopus)
Lineage: Eukaryota; Metazoa; Mollusca; Cephalopoda; Octopoda; Octopodidae
Exons: 4
Coding region: 354-698 (114 amino acids)
Molecular function (GO): calcium ion binding
Source: RefSeq, a predicted model, not a curated record
UUAUCUCCAUUCUCUACUGACUUCAGUUUCUUCGUUUACUUAUAAAUCAUUCAUUUCCUUCUUGUUCCCUGAACGAUCGACUCAACUGUGUUCAAUUUGGGGAGGUUCUGCUAAAAAUUCAAAUGCCUCUACAGGUGAGAUGAUGUCUGAUCACCGUAUUACCCGCCCACGCAAUGCAUCCUACUCAGCAGGGAAAGUAAGGCAUGUGUGCCACCAAUAUUGGCAAAGUUGUAGAUGUGAAUUUAUAUGAAAAUAUUGCUUCAUAUAUAUGCUGAGUAUAGGAAAACUUAAACUAUAGCCACUCAAUCUAAAAGCAGGGCUUUAAUAAUACAUCCAAGAUAAAACAAAAAGAUAUGCGACACUUGUUGGUAAUUUUCUGGUGCUGCAUAUUCCAUAUGCUUUGCGCUACUACCGGGGGACGAUAUAUCGACUACGAGGAAUUUCCUUUCAAAAGUUACGAAGAUCCCGCGUUCCCCGAAGGUACGCUCUACCAUGAUCGAAAGAACUUGGAAGGACCUGUUUUAAAUAGAUUCAGCCAAUUUCUAAGGGCGCAACGUGAAAGCAGUUCCACACUGAGUGAUGAGCAGUUCGUGCAAGAAAUGUUUUCAUUUUUUGAUGUCAACAGAAAUCAAAUGAUAUCAAAAAGCGAGUUUCGAGCUGCUCUAGAAUUACUUGGUAUUGUAAGAUGGAACUUUUAACGGUGACUCUAAGAAACGGGCAGGAAAUUUAAAACACAUACGAAUAUAUAUGUAAGUCUAUAUAUAUAUAUAUAUAUAUAUAUGUAUAUAUAUGCGUAUAUAUGUAUGUAUAUGUACCUGUAAAUACAUAUAUAACAUAUAUACACACACAUAUAUAUAGCCGUGUAUAUACAUAUAUAUACAUAUACGUAUAUAUAUAUAUAUAUUUACCUACAUAUACCUUAUGAAAUUCUCGGAAGUGGCAAUGUCGAUACUCACAGAAGAGAACGGUGCUAAAUGCAAAAACCGAAACUUCUUGAAUGCAGGACUGACGAAUUUUCGAGACAAGUUCUUGAAUGAAUGUGGUACAUUUUAGCAUUCCAAAGAAAAAAAAAUGAAAAAGAAAAAAAGAAAAUUAUAACAAUAAUAAACUGAAAAUUGUAAA